CUGUCUACAAAACUGAACUUUACCAAACGGAAAUCGGGAGCGUAAGUGGUCUCGGCAAACUCGAAAAGGUGGUUGGGCGCCAGAUACCCUCAAAGGAGCACCACGAGCUCUAGGCUCGUUAUCGAUACAAUAAAGAUCACAAGAGAUAAGUAAUCCGGGACACGGUCUUACAUACAAGUCUUGAAACGACCUCGAAUUUCAGUGGUGGGGGUAUGGUCACUUACUGAGGUAGAAUUUAGUUCCAAACAAGCGGCGCUGUGAUCGGGUUCCGCAGAUGAACAUAACCUGCAAUCGUGCAGACUAUGAACUAGGAAGUGAGUGCUUCAAAAUGGAAAAGUGGUGUGCGGUACCAGGAUGUAGAACCGGCAGCAGAACGGCAGAGAAACGUUCCGUAUUCCGUGUGCCGAAAGAUAUUACGACCUGGAAAAAGUGGGAACAAGCAAUACCGGGCAUCGUAAAGUUGCAGCAGAGUGAUAUUGUGUGUGAGAAACAUUUUAACGAGGAGGAUAUUGCUUGCGAAUGGGUCAAGUUCGACGCGAAUGGCCGAGUUAUUGCACGAAUUUCGUACGAGUCUCCACAGCUCAAAAAGCUUGCUGUGCCAACAAGAUUUCAUGAUGACAAGGAGAACUGUGAGCCAUCGCAACUAGAUUCUUCCAGUGUUGUUGAUCAGAACAAUGGUUGAAUUGGAGCAAUGUUUUCAUUUCCCAUGAAAUUGCCACUUCAAGGGUUCAGUGUGUACACUGAUAUUAAUCGAGUUCCACUCGCUGUUCAAAAUACUGGAAUGUCAUCUUCAUCCAUGUCAGUAUCGAGCUGCGAUCAUCUGGGAGACAAUCCAUUGCUUUCUCAGAGGGCUUCGAAUGGAUAUUCAUCUUUUGAGAACAGGGAACAGGCUUUCAAUCUUAACAGAGAUGAACGUCUCGUAGCAGAUUUGUUGGGACGUUUGGAAUAUAGCAAUCAUGCAUAUGCAAAGCAAAUGUCACAUGCGCAAAGGAAUGUAAUUCCAGAAACCAGUACUUCUGCAGAUCUCGCUCGUGUUCCUUCACCAGUCAAUCGCAUAGAGAUUGGGUUGUCACUCUCUCCCAUGGACGUUUCGACUUGUGAAACCUCCGUAAUAGACUCGCUUACUCCUGAGAAUCACCAUUUUUUCCAUCUCAUUCGCCGUGUAGAGGCGUCAUUUGCAAAGUAUUCCUCUCGCGUUGACGUCUUCGAUGGUACCCUCGAUGAAGUUCUUAAUACGUACUCCUUCAUAUUUCCCUGUAAAGAGCACGCAUCCGAAAUUCUGUCCUAUGCGUUAGUAUACUACAUUAGAUUAAGAAUGAGGCAAAACGCUCACCAGGAGAAUCUGAAACAGACAAAGAAGUUUGUUGUAAAGAAAAAACUCGCCAAAUUUACUAAUAAAUAAGUAGUGUAAAUGUGUCAAAGCGUCACUAUCUGUUUCGAAUACCUGCAAUGCUGCGAAAAUUUAAAUAAAAUAGAUAAAAUUUAAA
Messenger RNA from Cephus cinctus (wheat stem sawfly), 1487 nucleotides. RefSeq lists its product as uncharacterized. The record is from RefSeq and is a predicted model, not a curated record. Lineage: Eukaryota; Metazoa; Arthropoda; Insecta; Hymenoptera; Cephidae. Bases 692 to 1402 code for a protein of 236 amino acids. The transcript has 5 exons.